Molecule: messenger RNA, 543 nt
Organism: Hydatigera taeniaeformis
Lineage: Eukaryota; Metazoa; Platyhelminthes; Cestoda; Cyclophyllidea; Taeniidae
Source: the annotation of a GenBank genome assembly
AUGAGUGCCCUCUCAGCUCGCAAUAGCGAGUUAGCUGCCGAGCUCCAAAAACUUGCUUUAGAAAAACAGGAUUCCGCUUUAAUUUUCAAGAAGUGUGAAGAGAUUCUAACAAAUCAGGUUUCAAAUAUUCGGACAAGUCACGAAAGCUUGGAUAUUCUUUUAAAAACCGGAUUUCAGAUGAACUUUGGAUUGGAAGAAGAACUCGAAAGAACCAAUAUUGAACUGCUGAAAAUGAAGGUCUUAAAUGAAGAGAAGGAGAGACAGGUGGCAGAGUCUUUCAAAAAGUGUAGUCAACUGUCUGAUGACCUCUCACAAGUCUAUGCACUUUUGCAGAAUUCUAAAGACAGUUGCCUAGAGAAAGGUAAGAAAAUCGCGUCUCUGGAGGAAGCGAUUAAAAAGCUAACUGAGGAGAAGGAUUUUAUUCAGAACGAUCUAAUUAAGAAAAGCUCGAUAUAUGAGACAGAGGUACGGUCUCGACAAAAGGAGUUGAUGCUACUUACUGAUAGGCUUAAACUGACCAUCCUCUCCUUCAAUUCUUUGUAG